ACAUUCUUAGUUGUCUGCCUAUAUAAGCAACUACCAUUUUCUAGAUCUCUUCACCUCAAAUCUUCUUCUCAAGGUUCUUCUAACACUUCUCUCACUCCCUCUCCCAACCUUUUAUGCUUAAACCUAAUCUGUUCCAAUCGAUCCAAACCAAACCAGUCCGGCCUUUCUUCUCAGCUUCUCCUCUUUGCUACUACUAGCUUCUAAUUUUAUCUCUGAUCUCUGAAAAUGGCGUCGUCACAAAACAAUGAAGAAGAGAAAAAGAAAAUGAAGAAGUUGCAAAAGAGUUACUUCGACGUUCUUGGAAUCUGUUGUACAUCAGAGGUUCCUAUUAUCGAAAACAUUCUUAAGUCUCUUGAUGGCGUUAAAGAUUUUUCCGUCAUCGUUCCGUCCAGAACCGUGAUUGUUGUUCACGACAGCCUCCUCAUCUCUCCGUUCCAAAUUGCUAAGGCACUCAACCAAGCUAGGUUAGAAGCAAACGUGAGAGUAAACGGAGAAACAAACUUCAAGAACAAAUGGCCAAGCCCCUUCGCGGUGGUUUCCGGCAUACUUCUCCUUCUCUCCUUCUUAAAAUUCGUCUACUCGCCUUUACGUUGGAUCGCCGUCGCAGCAGUCGCCGCCGGGAUUUAUCCGAUUCUUGCCAAAUCCUUUGCUUCCAUUAAAAGGCUUAGGAUCGACAUCAACAUUUUGGUCAUUAUAACCGUGAUUGCAACACUUGCAAUGCAAGAUUUCAUGGAGGCCGCAGCAGUUGUGUUCUUAUUCACCAUAGCUGACUGGCUCGAAACAAGAGCUAGCUACAAGGCGAGUUCGGUAAUGCAGUCUUUAAUGAGCCUAGCUCCUCAGAAGGCAACAAUAGCCGAGACUGGAGAAGAAGUUGAAGUAGAUGAGGUUAAGGUUAGCACAGUUGUAGCAGUUAAAGCCGGUGAGACCAUACCAAUUGAUGGAAUUGUGGUGGAUGGAAACUGUGAAGUAGACGAGAAGACCUUAACCGGUGAAGCAUUCCCUGUGCCUAAACAGAGAGAUUCUAUAGUUUGGGCUGGAACCAUCAAUCUAAAUGGGUAUGUAACGGUGAAAACAACUUCUUUAGCUGGUGAUUGCGUGGUUGCGAAGAUGGCUAAGCUAGUAGAAGAAGCUCAGAGCAGUAAAACCAAAUCUCAGAGACUAAUAGACAAAUGCUCUCAGUACUAUACUCCUGCAAUCAUCAUAAUAUCAGCUUGCUUUGCAAUUGUCCCUAUUAUAAUGAAGGUUCACAACCUCACCCAUUGGUUUCACUUAGCGCUAGUUGUGUUAGUCAGUGCUUGUCCAUGUGGGCUUAUACUCUCUACACCAGUUGCUACCUUCUGUGCACUUACUAAAGCGGCUACUUCAGGGCUUCUGAUCAAAAGUGCUGAUUAUCUUGACACUCUCUCAAAGAUCAAGAUCGCUGCUUUUGACAAAACUGGGACUAUUACCAGAGGAGAGUUCAUCGUCAUAGAUUUCAAGUCACUCUCUAGAGAUAUAACCCUGCGCAACUUGCUUUACUGGGUAUCAAGUGUUGAAAGCAAAUCAAGUCAUCCAAUGGCUGCAACAAUCGUGGACCAUGCGAAAUCUGUUUCUGUUGAGCCUAAGCCUGAAGAGGUUGAGGACUACCAUAACUUUCCAGGUGAAGGUAUCUACGGGAAGAUUGAUGGCAACGAUAUCUACAUUGGGAACAAAAGGAUUGCUUCUCGAGCUGGUUGUUCUACAGUUCCAGAGAUUGAAGUUGAUACCAAAGGUGGAAAGACUGUGGGAUAUGUUUAUGUAGGUAAAAGACUAGCUGGAGUUUUCAGUCUUUCUGAUGCUUGUAGAUCCGGUGUAUCUCAAGCAAUGACAGAACUGAAAUUUAUGGGAAUCAAAACCGCAAUGCUAACGGGAGAUAGUCAAGCCUCGGCGAUGCAUGCUCAGGAACAGCUAGGGAAUGUUUUGGAUGUUGUACAUGGAGAACUUCUUCCAGAAGAUAAAUCCAAAAUCGUACAAGAGUUUAAGAAAGAAGGACCAACAGCAAUGGUAGGGGACGGUGUGAAUGAUGCACCAGCUUUAGCUACUGCUGAUAUUGGUAUCUCCAUGGGGAUCUCUGGCUCUGCACUAGCGACUCAGACUGGUCAUAUUAUUCUGAUGUCUAAUGACAUAAGGAGGAUACCACAAGCGAUAAAGCUAGCAAGAAGAGCUCGACGCAAAGUUGUUCAAAACGUGUUUCUUUCAAUCACGUUCAAAGCAGGAAUACUGGCUUUGGCCUUUGCUGGUCAUCCUUUGAUUUGGGCAGCGGUACUUGUUGACGUAGGGACUUGUCUCCUUGUGAUUUUCAAUAGUAUGUUGUUGCUGCGAGAGAAGAAAAAGAUUGGGAACAAAAAGUGUUACAGGGCUUCUACAUCUAUGUUGAAUGGUAGGAAGCUUGAAGGCGAUGAUGAUGUUGUAGAUUUAGAAGCAGGCUUGUUGACAAAGAGCGGGAAUCGUGAAUGCAACUCAGGAUGUUGUGGUGACAAGAAAGCUCAAGAGAAGGUGAUGAUGAAACCAAGUCAUAAAACCAGUUCUGACCAUUUUCACUCUGGUUGUUGUGGCGAUAAGAAGCAAGACAAUGUAAAGGUUGUGAGAGAUGGCUGUUGCAGUGAGAAAAUUAGGAAACCAGAGGGUGAUAUGGCUUCAUUGAGUUCAUGCAAGAAGUCGACAAAUGUCAAACAUGACCUGAAAAUGAAAGGUGGUUCAGGUUGUUGUGCUAACAGAAAUGAGAAGGGGGAGGAAGUAGUGGCAAAGAGCUGUUUUGAGAAACCCAAACAGGAAAUGGAGAGUGCUGGAGACUGCAGGUCUGGCCAUUGCGAGAAGAAGAAGCAAAAUGAGGAAAUUGUGCCAAAGGAGAUUCUUGGUAAGGAAUUAACUGUUUUGGAAAUAGAGUUGCAGACAAACGAUGGUAAAACCUGCAAAACAAGCUGUUGUGACAAAAAAGAGAAGGUUAAUGAAAUAUGUCUGUUGCUCUCAAGUGAGGACACAUCUUACCGGGAACAGAGAGUGAUGAUUGAAGAUAAAUUAAACUGCAAGUCUGGCUGCUGCGAUGGUGAAAAUCAAACUGCUGAAGUUACAAUUGUGGAUUGUAGCUCAGGAUGCUGCGAGAACAAGGCGACAGAGAAACAAACCUGCCAUGAGAAGGCAGCUCUGGACAUGGAAAGUGCAGUUAGUUGUGAUCUCAAGCUGGUUUGUUGUGGUAAGACAGAAGGGGAAGUGGGAGAACAAUCUGAUAUGGAGAUAAAGAUUGAAGCACUCUGCAAGUCUGGAUGCUGCAGUGAUGAAAAACAAACCGGGGAAAUAACUCCGGCUUCUGAGGAUGAUACAGACAAUCAGGAUUGUUCCUCGGGAUGUUGUGUGGACAAAGAAGAAGUGACACAAAGCUUUUAUGGUAAGAAGCAUGCUGUGUUGGUAAAGGAGGAAGGUUUGGACAGGGAAACUGGUUUAUGCUGUGAUCCCAAGUUGGUUUGUUGUGGCAGCACAGAAGGAGAAGUGGAGGAGAAAUGUGGUAUGGAGAUAAGGAAUGAAGGUCACUGCAAAUCUGUUUGCUGCAGCGAUGAAAAACAAACCGGGGAAAUCACUCUGGCUUCAGAGGAAGGGACAGAAAGCACGGAUUGUUCCUCGGGAUGUUGUGUGGACAAAGAAGAAGUGACAAGUAUCUGUCAUGAGAAGCCUGUUACCUUGGUGGUUGCGGGCUUGGAAACUGAAGGUGGUGGUGAUUGCAAAUCACUGCAAUCACAUUGUUGCGGAACUGGUUUGACACAAGAAGGGUCUUCUAAUUUGGUCAAUGUGGAGAGUGCUCAAUCCGGAGGCUGUAGAACAGUGAAAGUCUCUAGCCAAACCUGUUGCAGCGAGCGAGAGAUAGAGAAAGUAUCUAGUCAAAGCUGUUGCACAAGUCCUACUGAUCUGGUGUUAUCUAACUUGCAAGUGAAGAAGGUUGAGCGUUGCGAGAGCUCAAACAGAGCCAUCAAGGUAGAGACCUGUUGCAAAGUGAAGACUCCGGAGGCUUGCGCAUCAAAAUGUAGGGAAAGAGAGAUGCGUCACAGUAGUAAAAACUGUUGCAGGAGUUAUGCAAAGGAGUUUUGCGGCCACCGCCACCAUCAUCACCGCCACCACCACCACCACCACCAUCACCAUGUGAGUGUUUGACGGAGACUAUGAUUGAAUAGCUUAAACUCACGCAUCCAACUUUUAUAUAUAUUUGUUCCAGCAAAUACAGUAGUAUAGAUUAAGCAACUGUAUAUUUAUUAAGACAAUGCCGGUCCUUGUGUCCCUUAUUUAUGUAAAAUCCUAAAGUUCUAUACUCUCUUUUCUUGAAGAUGCAGAUAAUGUUGCUAAACGGAUUUAAAUUUUGAUC
Messenger RNA from Camelina sativa (false flax), 4369 nucleotides. RefSeq names its product putative cadmium/zinc-transporting ATPase HMA4. NCBI's taxonomy places the organism in Eukaryota, Viridiplantae, Streptophyta, Magnoliopsida, Brassicales, Brassicaceae. The record is from RefSeq and is a predicted model, not a curated record. Gene Ontology annotation, biological process: transmembrane transport; monoatomic cation transport. Gene Ontology annotation, molecular function: metal ion binding; ATP binding; ATPase-coupled monoatomic cation transmembrane transporter activity. Gene Ontology annotation, cellular component: membrane.